UUGCUGCAUGUGAGUUCCUGGUGCACAUGACAUUGCAAGUGUUUCGCCGGAGCACCAUGGAGCUGCGGCCUUUAUCGCAGCUCGCUGUCUUACUGCUGCUACUCGUAGCUCAGUCAGCCUGCACUGUCAGGUUCGAAAUCGUGGAAAACACUGAAGCAGACGAGACGAUAGGGCAACUGAACUUCACAGAACAAGAUAUCACAGUUUUACCAUGCCCCAAUCUCGUCACGGUAGUUGGCAAUGUCCUAAAAACGGCAGUAAAAUUUGAUCGGGAAGAGAUCAUACAACUCAACGAAACUAGAGAUAACAUCCUACACUGCACUGCACAACUCCCCGGAAGUGUCGAAGACAUUCUGAUAACAGUUUUGGAUGUGAACGACAACGUGCCGCGCUUUAGCGAACUGGAACCAGUCCAUGUACUGAACGUUACAGAGAAUUUCAACAUUCCAAACCCCAUUCAGCGGUUGGAACCACAUGAUCUCGACAACGGUCCAAAUGGCACCGUUGAUUUUCACAUAACAGCGGGAAAUGAAGAACACUUUUUCUACAUCGGACCACCACUCGAGUACGAAGGGCCUGACACCAAUCGCUUGGAAUUGUUUUUCAAUCGCUCCGUUGACCAUGAAAUGCACAAAAUAUUCAACCUUAGCAUAUCGUUAAGUGAUCACGGAACACCGCAACUGAGCUCCACUCAGAUUAUUAUUGUCGACAUAAAUGACCUCAAUGACGAAAACCCUAUUUUUAUCAUGUCAGUGUUUACCUUUGAUGUGGAAGAAAACCACACUUUUGGACCUGAAAACCCAUUUGGAAAAGUAAUGGCAGUCGACGAAGACUCAAUACCUAGCACCAUGGAGUUUUCCCUUAUAAACGAGAACUUCUCACCGACAGAUGUGUUCGAUUACGUAGGAUUAAACGGUGAAACAGGCGAGCUGUAUUUAAUGACCACGAUUGAUUAUGAGGCUGAUACAUCAUUACGUCAUUUUCAAUUCUCAGUCCAAGUACACGAGGAAGGAAUGGAAGCCAAAGUGGACAUUGCCAGGGUUGUCAUAAAUAUAAAAGAUGUCAAUGAAGACAGCCCUGAGAUUUAUGUCCAUAUCCAUGAAAAUUCCAUCCAAGAAAACCUGAAAGACUUUAAAAUUUUAUUAUUAAGAGCAACUGAUAAAGAUGGAGUCAAUGAGCCCAUUGUACAAGUUUAUCCACCUGUUUCAUUCUCAUCUCGUACAGUCAAUCAACUUACAUCAAUCACAAUCAAUGAAUCUUUGGACCGGGAAGUGCUGGACUACGCAGUAUUCAACAUCACUGUGUAUGAUCAAGGCCAACCUUCAUUGGCAUCAAAAUUAACGGUGGAAUUGUUUGUUCUGGAUGAGAAUGACAACCCACCGACAUUCACAGAGGUCGAGUAUAAUUUCAUCACUGUCGAAAACGUUCCCUUGGAUCAUGUCGUAGCCAAAGUUGAAGCAAAAGACCCUGAUGCUGGCGAAAAUGGUUCCGUAUCUUACACCAUUACAGGAGUGACUCCUGCAAUAGCCGAGAAAUGGUUUUCUGUAGAUUCCACCACAGGAGAUAUUAGUGUCAAGGCUACCAUGAACUACACCCUAGCCAGCAGCGUCACUAUAACCAUAAAGGCAGAGGAUAAUGGAACAGUCAAGAAUUACUCCACCAAUGCCACUACUACAACUGUACAUAUCACGAUCUCUCCAUCAAUUACAUUCAAGCCUUGGUCAUACCAAGAGCAUUGCAUCCCCAAAACCCAGGACACUUUGACAAAAAUCUAUUUGGAGUUUCGGACAACAGAAAAGAACGGCCUUCUACUCUAUGAACAAUCACUACAGGGAGAAAGCUUCAUGCUCAAAAUCCACGAGGGACAGAUACUAGCUGUUACUCAGAACAUUAUUCAGAGCAGAUUCGAUGAAUUUGAUGUAUCCACCAAUCUGUGGAUAUCAGUCCUGUAUGACUUCAGAGAGAAAACACUGAAUGUCUCUCACUCUGAAGAAGCGGAUCUAAAAGCUACUCUUGGGACACAUGAAACAGCCAGGUGUGACGACACGACCGAUUCAACCUCGCAAACAUUCUAUGUCGGAGGCAUCGAUGCUUUCUCCCACUUGCAGAAUGCGAGCAAGUACGGAAGUUUUGUUGGGGUGAUAAGAAACCUUUUCAUUGGCUCCGUACUAGUCGAUCUUGCCUCGCCAGUCCGGGGAGAAAACACCGUCCAUGGAGUGCUGUUCACCUCUCAGCCAAAAUGUGGAGGAUCAGAAAUGACCUGCAGUGGGCCUCACCACAGUGGGUGCCUCGACUAUGACUUUGAGAGUCACUGCAUCUGCUCCGGAGGAUUCAACUCGCACACUUGCGCCACCGAAGAGAAUUAUGCACCUAUCCAGCUAUCCAGCUCUUCUAAGGUGAAGGUAGCGGUUGACUAUGCACUGUUUGUGGAUAUACUGCAGCGGUCUGGGCUUGUCAACCCAACCAACAACCUUCCAGUCACCACAACCAACUCCGGUAGAAGGCGCCGACGCUCACUGACAAACACCUCCAACUACCAGCUGGUGGAGUUUCAGUUUAGGCUUCUUAGAGAAAGUACUGGAACACUCCUCUAUUCCAAAACUGGCUCCUCGAUACAUAACCUUGAGAUCACCCGAGAUUCAUCGCAGCAAUCGAUACGCUACACAGUAUCCGAUGCGAACUCUCAAUCCCAAGGGGUACACGUGCACAUCGCGAAACGUUUCGAAUUUGUUCUGGGAGACCUCUACACGGUAUCCAUAAGCAUGAACACUACACAUGUCCACGUUUCUUUCAACGGAACACACGAAACUGUUGUGUGGAAUACAGUGGCACCAUUCAUUGAAUACCCGUCCACUGAAAUAGGCAUCGGUGGAGCAGAAAACUCAAAGACUGCUUCGAAUUUUACGGGGUGCAUUGCUCAACUAUCGAUAAAUGGGAUCCAGUUUCCACUGAAUGGACUCGUGGAACAGAAUGACUCCAGCAUCCAAAUAGUGGGAGAUAGUAGCAGUCCAAGUGUCAGUACUACCUGCGACUUGUGCCAGCUGGAAAGACCGCUGUGUUCCGAUACGUUUCAGUGUGUCAGCGACAGAAGCGGUGGUUACACCUGCCAAUGCCCUGAAGGGAAAGUACUGAGUGAUGACGAAGAUGAGUGCAUUGAAGCUCCUUCUGUUCAGCAGCCUGCACCUUUAACCCCCCCUGGGGGCAAAGAACUAACUCUUUACUACAUCAUUGGUGGUGCUGUGGGAGCUGUAGUUCUUCUUGCUGUGGUAGUCACUGUUGUUGGCUGCAUCUGCUGCAGACGACGGAAACAGAAGAGCGAGAAGACGUACCAUGUCGGGGGAGACCAACACCUACCACAUUUGAGUGGGGGGACGACACACAAACACUCACGAGGCAACAGCUACACCGAUGUUCUACGCCGACCGAGCAUGUGCACUUCGGAGCCCGGGUUUAGUGUGGUUUCAAGGCACAACCACGACGGCAGCUCGAGCACAACAUGCAACGAUGAGGACACUGAGAGUCACUUACAGCACAUGAUCCGAAGCAAGUCGUCCACCAGCGGGGAGACUGGGUUCCACACGGCGAGCGAGAGAGACGACCAGAGAAGCCUUCCAAGAAUGGAAGACUCGGGAAACGAAAAAGAUACAGACUACUCGCCUUUUGAAACAGAAUCCGAUGAUUCGCAAUCCUACGUUGAGAUGCAGAGCCCUGUCCCCAUGAACAUGCAUCACAGCCACUCCAAAGCAAGGCCAAACCUACAUCUUCAGUGUUUCUCCUCACCUUCAGGCUCAGUUAGACCAGUGUCCAAUAUAGGAGCGCCGCUCACUCCCAAAGAAAAGAAGUUCAUCACACCCAUACGGCCAGACAGCCGCAGCGAGCUGGGCGAAGAGACUGACUUGGACACCGAUUUCUCUUCCACUGUACUCGCGCGACAGACGCCGUUCAGUCGCGGCGGCUACCGCGGUGGCUCCCUAAAGCUUCCCGGGAGACCAGAGAGCGCAAUGUCGGGACACCACCAGUGGUACAAAUCGAGCACGACCUCUGACACUGAACGGGAAAGGAAACGGGCCGAGGGUGGCCAUGCCUACUACCCUCCAAACCCCUACCAGUCUUUCCGUCGCACUCGAGCAACCAGUGCUUCAUCAGCCCAGCAGGCUGAGGCUGACGACCUAGUCAGCCCCCUGCAGAAAUGCUCUUCUCUUACUCCACCGAUCCUACAAGGCCCCUCGAGACCCAAGAGGCACCCCCACAACAUCACUCCCCCAAUUUCCCCUCUCACCAAUUUUGGCCAUCGCCACCACCAACACACCACUUCCCCCCACAUACACCAGAAGGAGAGGGAGCUUUCAAAUGGCAGCAACACUUCUGAGUACUCCUCUGCAGCCAUUCUGUCGAGGUCGCAGCCGUUGAAAAUGCACCACCCGUUCUUCAACAGGCAAUGUUCCGAAUCUCCCCGAGUACCUCCGCAUCUCACAACACGCCGCUACGUGCCUUCGUACAUGCGCAGCUAUAGCGAAGAGAGCACCCACAAAGCAGAGAAGAAAUUCGUUGACCUCGGCUCAGUCCGAACCAAUUGCGACCCAAUCCAAUACUGGGAAGGUCAGACCAGAAUGAUGGCGAAUGUCGACCACCAAGUAGAUGCCUUUCCGGUUCUCUCAGAGUCUUUCACUCAGUAUGAGGAUAGCACUGUUGGAAGUCGGCAGAGUGGGCCCCAGCACCAGUCGUUCGCCAGUCAAGGGGGAGGAGAGGGAACCGCAGAGGUACUUGAUGUUGGGGGGCUGCACGACUGCGACACUGACUCAGUUGCAACCGGAACGACGCUCAAAGGUUCGCAAAACGAGCCGCGGAUUCUCUUUCCAUCGGCCGACUGCUCGGACGAGUAUAGAUGCACUCCUCGAAUGAUGAACAGUGUGCUAAGUCAGAGUGACAGCAAUUUGCUCCAACAUUCCGGCUCAGUCCCUCCCUCACAAGGCAUGUUCGAAGUCUAGUCAACACACUAGCCAUACUUCAAAAACUGCACCAUAAUAUGUACUUUAUAGCACUUACUUCUAUCUUUUCGUGAUAAAUUUCUAUAUGAAUCAUGUACCCGUAUGCCACCAUCAUUCACUUCCACUCAAUAUUGUUAUAAUUAUACCACAAUUUGUCAGUGAUUUUGUAUUAUUUUUUAACAUUUUGCUGUUUGGCCUGUUUUUUUAAAAAUAAAAUUUUUGCAGCAGUGACGUAACCUUCUACAGUGGGGGCAGCAAAUAUCAAAUGUGUAGGCAAGUAAGCU
This is a messenger RNA of Geodia barretti, 5272 nucleotides long. NCBI's taxonomy places the organism in Eukaryota, Metazoa, Porifera, Demospongiae, Tetractinellida, Geodiidae. The record is from the annotation of a GenBank genome assembly.